This is a messenger RNA of Oldenlandia corymbosa var. corymbosa, 3135 nucleotides long. Lineage: Eukaryota; Viridiplantae; Streptophyta; Magnoliopsida; Gentianales; Rubiaceae. The record is from the annotation of a GenBank genome assembly.
AUGGUAAUUCAGCUCCCAUAUUGUCAUUUGGCUGGAGAAAUCAUGCCCGGAAAUGCUUCUGACUGGAUUAUGCUGAUGGUAGAGAAGCGGCCACAUGUGAGUAUGGUUGAAUCUUUGUUGUCUUCUAUUUCAGAAGUUAUAGAAUCAGUGGUCUGCAUAGAGUUGCAAAAUGAAGCUUUCAUCUGUUUUGGAUCCUACCUUUACCGGGCUUCUGCUGUUAUCAUGGAGUUGAAGAUGCGCGAUAAUGUCCUGAAGAAUACCACACAGAUACUGAGUUCCCUUUCAAGCAGCAUUGAUUUGGCGAAAGACCUCACGAAGAAAGGCCAACAGUGUGCACAAUCAGAUCAAGACUCUGGUAUCAAUGAUAUACUGGAAGAUCUCCAAGGAAUAUUGAGAGCCGUAGGUAAAGAUCUUAAUAUGAUACAGAAUUCUCUUAAUGGAGCUGAAGAGCAUGUGAAAAUUGCUGCCAAAUCCCUGUCUAAAGAAAUGGAAGAGGUGAACUUUGUAGUCAGCAGGGCAACAACUUCAAAGAACAGAAAGCCGGAAAUAAGACAUGUUGUGGCUUCAGCGGAAAUUUCAACAGAAGAAGAUACAGAAAAUGAGACUGAUCUUUAUUCUACUGAUGUUGAAGCCUCAAUGGAGUACCUUCUCUCAUCAGAUAAACCGAAGCCUUCCGUGGAUGAAAGCCUUAAAAAGAAAAACCAGAUGAGUUGGAGCGGAAAAUCUUUGAUGAGUGUACCUGAAAUGGCUCAAUACAUUGAGCCUCUGUAUGAGACAUUCUUUUGCCCUCUGACAAACAAGAUUAUGGAUGAUCCAGUAACCAUUGAGAGUGGAAUAACAUAUGACAGGACAGCCAUAACCGAGUGGUUCAAUAAGUUUGAGGUACAAGAUGAGAUCUUGUGCCCCAAAUCAGGCCAGAAGCUGCAAAGCAAAAACUCGAAUACCAAUUUUGCCUUAAAAAAUACCAUUGCUGAGUGGAAGGAAAGAAAUGAAACAGCAAAAAUUAAGGUCGCCCGUGCUGCUUUGUUGUUGGCAAGUACAGAGGAAAUGAUCCUUCAAGCAAUAGCUGAUCUGCAAGGUAUCUGUGGAGAAAAAGCGUACAAUAGGGUAAAGAUCCGGAAUGUUGAGAUCAUUCCGGUGCUUGCCAAGUUGUUGUACCAUGAGAGCAUAACUGUAAGAUGUGCAACCGCAAAUCUUCUGCAGCAACUAGCCGAGGGUGAGGAUGAUGGCAAGGAAAUUGUAUCCAAGACAGUUGAUCUGUCAAAAUUAAUAAAGAUGCUGUCAAGCAAUCACCGGGCGGCUAGGCAUGCAUCAGCCUUGCUCUUGAGUGAGCUUUCUAAAUCCCGGCAUUUUGGUGCAACUAUUGGAGGUAUUGCUGGGGGUAUCCUCAUGCUCAUAACAACAAAGUACAGGAAGUCUGUGGAUGAAUACGCAUCAGAAAAAGCUGAGGAAAUCUUAAGAAACCUGGAAACAUCUCCUGAUCACAUCAAAUGCAUGGCAGAAAAUGGAUACUGGGAACCGCUACUGCAGAAUCUUGUUAAAGGUACCAAAGACAUGAAAAUAGAGAUGGCGAGCUUCCUUGGCAAGAUAGUUCUUAGCCCGGAUAUGAUAGCAUCUGUGGCUGAGAGAACUUCUUCAGCAUUACUAGACAUGGUACGCAGUGGAAAUUCUCUUUGCAGAAGUGCAGCCUUUCAAGCACUGAGACAAAUUUCCAGUAACCAUUCUGUACAUGGAAGACUUGUGGAGGCAGGGAUCCUGACAAUCAUGGUUGAUGAGAUGUUUGCAAGAACAAUUAAGAAUGAACCAGUAAACUCUAAGAAUGAGGCAGCUACAAUACUUGCAAAUAUAUGUGAGUCUGGAUUGGAGCUAGAGAAUCUGCGCGUAAAUUCCCAUGGCCACACAAUGGCUUCGGACUACAUUGUGUAUAACAUCAUCAGCUGGAUCAAACACUCGACCCCUGAAGAUUUAACCAUCAACCUGAUAAGGAUGUUAUUGUGCCUGAUGAAAUUUCCAAAAGCAUCAGCAACAAUUGUGUCUGUAGUGAAGGAAACAGAAGCAAGUUACAACCUGAUUGAACUCAUCAACUAUCCAAACGAAGAACUUGGGGUUGCAGUGCUCAAAUUACUAAUCACACUGUCAUCUUUCAUGGGGCACACUCUAUGUGACAGAUUAUGCAAAACAAAGAGCCAACUUGAGAGCCUAAUUCAAUACCCAAAAGAAGUUAUCCGAAUCACAGAGAAGCAUUCACUUUCAGCUAAAUUCUUAGCUAAGCUUCCUUAUCAGAAUAUAACACUGAACCGAGCCUUGCUUGAUCAUAGUAUGGUCACAAAAAUCGUCCAAAGCAUUAGUUGGAUCCAAAAUACAGGAACAAGAACAAGCAGAUAUACAAGUACUUAUCUUGAAGGCCUUGUUGGGACUCUUGUAAGGUUUACAACCACACUGUAUGACAUUCAAGUACUCAAUUUAGUGAGGGACUACGACUUCACAUCGCUAUUCACAGAACUAAUAGCAAAUACAUCUAGCGAUGAAGUUCAGAAGUUAUCAGCUAUGGCACUCAAGAAUUUAUCAGAACAAUCUGCCAUUCUAUCCAAAAAGCCACAAUCCAGGACAACUGCAUACGCUGGAACUUUCAAGUUUAUGAAGUGUUUCUCUUGCAAUAUGUCUAAGUACCAAAUGGUAUCAGUUUGUCCAGUUCAUAAAGGUUCCUGUUCUUCACAAGAUUCCUUCUGCUUGAUUGAUGCAAAGGCAGUUGAAAGACUCAUAAACUGCUUAGACCACGACAACGUUGAGGUGGUUCAAGCUGCACUUUCAGCAAUAUGCACAUUGUUGGAUGACAAAGUUGAUUUGGAUAAGAGCGCCAAGUUCUUUAAUGAUAUGCACACAGUCCCACACAUCCUGAAUGUCAUAAAGGAGCACAAAGAAGAGCAGAUCCUGCAAAAAUCAUUUUGGAUGAUGGAUAGGAUCCUUUCAAAAGGUGGCGAUGAAAUGGUUUCUGAUGUAUCGCGGGACGGAUUGUUCUUCACUACUGUAGUCAGUUCACUCCACCAUGGAGAUGAUUGUACGAGGGAGAUGGCUGAGAAAAUUUUGAGGCACCUGAACAAAUUCCCAGAUAAUUCAGUCUACUUUACCAAGUAA